GUUUUGCUUUGUGGUCGCGAUGCAUUGCAGCAGACUUGGGCUGGCCGUGCUCGUGCUGAUCGCCGCCGCGUCUGGCGUGGCUGUGGGCAGUGAGAUUGAGCUCAUCAUGGACAGCCAGGAACAGACCAGCAUGAGUCGCUUUCUGACCUGGAUGCGCGGAAAUGGCGCCGAAUUUGGCCACGUCGAUGUCUCGCAGGAUUGGCACCAGGGCCGCCGAUUGAUCGCCGACAAUCCGCUCAAGCCGGACGAUCGCAUUGCCGCGAUCCCAACCUUGCUCACCAUAUCGCUGGAUACAGCGCUGCAAGUUGGAUUGCCGCGUGCGUUUACGACAAUCUGGCACGAAUCUGGCUCGCAAGACGAUCUCUUGGCAUUGUUUCUAUUGCGAGAGAAGGCGCUUGGCGCCAGGUCUGCGUGGGCCCCAUACAUUGAAAUCCUUCCAAAGAAGCUGUCCAACCUCUUGUUCUUUAACGAUGGAGAGCUGGCUCAACUUCAGAAUGAGCAACUUGUCGAACAAGUAUCGCAACAGAAAAGUGAGCUGCAGGGUCGCUUCUUGGCGCUAAGACAGCAUGAGGCCGACAUUUUCGGAGGAAAGGCAGAACUCGUUCUAAGCGACUUUCUCUGGGCCCGCGCAAUCGUGCUCUCGCGUGCAUUUACCAUUCAUGCUCGGCGGUAUCUUAUUCCGUUUGCCGACCUUCUGAAUCACCGCUUCCAUCCUACCCGAGGACUUGACGAGUCGGGCGAGUUCUUUUACCGUCAUCACGACUUUCAGAACGGCAUGUUUCUGCUGACGUGCGACAGGCCUGUGAAUGAAAACGAGGAGGUGGAGGACGAUUAUGGAAAUCUCUCCAACGCCCAGUUCUUGCAGUUGUACGGGUUUGUGCCAGAGUCCAAUCCGCACGAGUGCGUGGAGAUCAAUCUCGCAGACUUGCUGCAUGGCGAACGAGAAGCUCUCUUGCUCAAGAGCGAGUACGCGUUCAAGUUGGGCAUUCCACACAUUGUGUGCAUUGGCGCCACCCGGCCUCCAAGUGUCACUGGUGCGCUGGAGGCUAUUGCAUACAUCAACGAUCUCCAUGCACUCAAGCUCCGCGCGUGCAUUGAUGAAUUUUCGCCGGAUCGAUCACCAGUCGAGUCCUUCAGUAACUGUGUUCAAGGACGCGAGUUAAACAUGGCAGAUACUGUGGAACGCAUUAUCGUCAAGUUGACGAGUAUAGCUGCGUCGUUUGCGACCACUGUUGCCGCCGAUGAGCUCGCCUUGCAACGCACAGAAGACAAGCCGCGCCUUCUGCAUCGUCGCCUCGCAUUGCAGUACCGCAUUCAACGCAAAAGACUGGUUGCGGAGCUGAUUUCCACUUUUGCAAAUUCCUUCGAGCCAACUGCUCCUGCUCCGUCCCCAGCAUCGGAAACGGUGUCGUCCUCGGUAGCAUCAUCAUCAUCAACCUCACUGCCAUCAUCAACCCCUGCGCCUGCGCCUUCGCCGCCAUCAUCGUCACCAUCAAUCCCAUCGGUGCCAUUGCCGUCGUCGUCCCCAGCGGCUGCUGCUGCAACCACACCCGCUCCCGCAAGACUCGAAACGUCACAGCCAACGGCGCCGGUCUCCAGCUCCAAACUCCAGUUAUUUCAGGCUUGGUUGCAUGAGCACAAGUGCAGGAGCAAGAAAAUCCAACUUGUCGACCGCUCCGACGAGGAAGACGGUCAAUUCCCGCUCGCUGUCAUCGCUCGCUCGCCACUCGCCGAGUUUGAGACGAUUGCUCGCAUUCCUCUCGGGAUUCUCAUCAAUGACGAGACAGCCAAAGCAUCGUUGGAUGUUGGAGAGCUGUUGACGGCGCUUGACGCCACAUCCCAACAGGAUCUGCAGGCUGGGAAGACCGCCGACUGGGAUGGCAGCGAGACCAAUCGUCUCUCGCUUGUGCUGAUGCACGAGUACUUUGUCAAGAGGCAAGAAUCGGACUAUUGGCCCUUUCUCAGCACUCUGCCAGCGCUUUCUGAGCUGAACACCUUGCUCUCCAUCACGCGGGAAGAGCUGGGGCUCUUCCGCCAAACCCCCAUUUUUGCAGACAUGGUGCAGCUGAUUUCCAAUAUUGAUCGGAGGUUUGUCGACCUCUCGUCUCUUCUUGGGCGCGUCGAGAAGAAAUCGCUGUUCGCGCUGAACAACACAGAUGGAACCACGUCAUCGGCGUGGACGCGCAACAACUUUAUGUGGGCCAACAUUAUGAUUACAACGCGAGCCGUGUGGUGGAAUGGCCGGCUGCACCUGAUGCCGCUCGUCGAUCUGAUGCAACGGUACGAGAACGUCGACGGACGCGUUGGGCACUUUGGUCUCGAACUGUCCGACGAUGGCGGCGCUGUUGAGGUGACCAGCACUGAGGCCAUCGAGGGCAACGGACGUGCGAUUACGGCCUCUCCCAGUCUUGCCAAUCACCAGUACCUGUACUACCACGGCUGGACGCGGGAGCCCAGCCCCAACGAUUGCAUCAAACUUCUCCUGGAUGUUUCAGUCGACCCGACCUCUCCGAGAGGCGGUUCUUCCCUCUCAAGCGCCGACAAGAAGGCCAAAAUCGAUCAGUUGAUUCGCUUUGGCGUGCCAAACGGCAUCAAGGUGUUUUGCUUGGGUUUGGCGCCCGCGAUUCAUGUUCCUGCCAGUGCUACCAGCCUGAAAUCUCUCUCGACGCCCACCAUCGAUGCGUUGGAAGGGUACAUUUCCACUCUCGAGCCAGCACUGCAUUUCGUCCGCAUUCAGUACAGCCUCGGAUCUCACCCGCGCAGCGUGGCGGUCCUUUCCAAAUUCCGGGAUGUCGUUGAAGCGCAGCUCCAGAUCUACAGGCAGAUGGAUUUGUAA
Capsaspora owczarzaki ATCC 30864 is the source of this 2836-nucleotide messenger RNA. RefSeq lists its product as hypothetical. The transcript is spliced from 9 exons. The record is from RefSeq and is a predicted model, not a curated record. Bases 20 to 2836 code for a protein of 938 amino acids. NCBI's taxonomy places the organism in Eukaryota, Filasterea, Ministeriida, Capsasporidae. Gene Ontology annotation, molecular function: protein-lysine N-methyltransferase activity. Gene Ontology annotation, biological process: peptidyl-lysine monomethylation.